AUGCCCUCGUUAGCCGCGUUGGCUGGGGUGUUAGCGUUGCUUCUCGCUGGGCUGCAGACAGGAUGUGGCUCCCCUACUGUAGCGGGAUCACUUGCGGCGGUGGAUGGGGCUACACGGGGACAGGAGCAGGGGCUGGUGGAGGAGAUCCAGGUGACCCCCUGUCCUUCCUGUGUGCUGGCCCAGAUGAGCAGGGACUACCUGGGCUCGGAUCCGGGUUAUAUGGACAUGGUGGAAGCGGUGAAACAGCACAUCCUCGACAUGCUCCAUCUCAGCGCGAGGCCCAACGUCACCCAGCCGGUGCCGCGCGCCGCCCUGCUCAACGCCAUCAAGAAACUACACGUUGGCCGCGUGGGCAAGGACGGCAGCGUGGAGAUCCAGGAGGAAGGGCAGGGGGGCGGUGAGGGGGCGGCGCCGCCACCUGAGCCGCCCUCCGAGAUCAUCACCUUUGCCGAGCCAGGCGACACUACAUCCGCCGUGACCUUUGACAUUUCCAAGGAGGGCAGUGAGCUCUCAGUGGUGGAGCAGGCCAACGUGUGGCUCUUCCUCAAGCUGGCCAAGGGGCAAGGGCGAGGCAAGGGCAAGGUGAACAUCCAGCUUCUGCAGCGUCGCCGACAGAAGACCAAAGCUCCAGGCUUGACCGAGACCCAGGGCAAGGAGGAGGAGGAGGAGGAGGAGGAAGAGUUGGUGUCUGAGAAGAUGGUUGACACGCGGCGCAGCGGCUGGCACACGCUCCCCGUGUCGCACAGCAUCCAGUCCCUCCUGGACACCGGUGGCAGCGUCAUCGAUCUGCGAGUCUCCUGCCCGCAGUGCACCGAGGCGGGCGCCACACCCAUCUUGGUCCCCACCGAGGGCGAGCAACCGGGACGAGAGAGGGAACAAUCCCACAGGCCAUUCCUCAUGGUCGUACUGCGGCCCGGCACGGAGGAACACGCUCGCCGACGCGCCAAACGCGGCCUGGAGUGCGACGGAAAGAUGCGCAUCUGCUGCAAGCGGCAGUUCUAUGUCAACUUCAAGGACAUCGGCUGGAACGACUGGAUCAUCGCGCCGCCGGGCUACCACGCCAACUACUGUGAGGGCGACUGCCCCAGCCACGGGGCCAGCAUCACGGGCUCCUCGCUGUCCUUCCACUCCACCGUCAUCAACCACUACCGAAUGCGGGGCUACGCGCCCUUCCAGAACAUCCAGUCGUGCUGCGUGCCAACGCGGCUACGCGCCAUGUCCAUGCUCUACUACAACGAGGAGCAGAAGAUCAUCAAGAAGGACAUCCAGAACAUGAUCGUGGACGAGUGCGGCUGCUCGUAAGAGACAGUGAAAGAGAGCAACAUAGACUCAUCAAUAACAAGGAGACACUGUUGGGAUGAUGGGCCGCUUAACCGUUCAAACAAAAAAAACAAUACCUUUUUUGGGAGUCAUGUAAAAAUGUGUUGACUGACUGAUCUGUCCGUUUCGUCUGAUUACCCGAUGGGAGUAUUGUGAAGUCUCUGUGGCACUUUCAGAUAAAAAAAAAAAAGAGAUACAGAAUAUAUUUUUGGGUUGAAUGGAUAGCAAAAGUGGGACUCAUGUGAUUCCUGCAUCUCUGCACUGCAAUGAACAUGGAACAAUUUUCCCUGAAAGAAGAACUAUGCAACUGAUCAAGUAUUACCGUGUGAUCUUUUAAAUAUUUCUUUCCACAUUAUGGGAUGUUUUGAUGUAUUUUUUAAUUUGUA
Salvelinus sp. IW2-2015 is the source of this 1706-nucleotide messenger RNA. NCBI's taxonomy places the organism in Eukaryota, Metazoa, Chordata, Actinopteri, Salmoniformes, Salmonidae. The record is from RefSeq and is a predicted model, not a curated record.